AUGACAACUUUAUCGGAGCAACCUGAACCAGAUGUAGUCAAAGUUUCUAUUUUAAAUGAGGAAUCAAUCAUUUUAGGAUUUCAUUUAACGAAAUUUAUGUUACGAGACGUGAUAACGAUUAUUCCUUCAUCAACUUAUGUGAUCUGUACUGAUAAUAAUAUUGCACCAAUUUAUCUUUCAAAAAUUGUUGAUAGCUUUAAUUUAAUCUGUUCAGAAAUAACACUAUCUAAAGGUGAAAAUGCUUCAAAACCAAGAUUGAUUACUUACAUUAUACCACCAGGUGAACAAUCAAAAUCACGAGAUACAAAAGCUGAUAUCGAAGAUUUUCUUCUUAGUAAAGCAUGUACAAGGGAUACUUGUAUUUUAGCGAUGGGUGGUGGCGUGAUAGGUGAUUUGGUUGGAUUCGUUGCAUCUACUUUCAUGAGGGGUGUCCCCUUUGUACAAAUUCCAACAACUUUACUUGCCAUGGUGGAUUCAUCAAUUGGUGGGAAAACAGCUGUUGAUACUCCAAAUGGUAAAAAUUUGAUUGGAUGUUUUUGGCAACCGAAAAGGAUUUACAUUGAUUUAAUCUUUUUGGAGACUUUACCUGAAAGAGAAUUUAUUAAUGGAAUGGCCGAGGUUAUCAAAACCGCGGCAAUUAGUAAUGAAUUGGAUUUUAUUAAUUUGGAAAAUGGCGUAGAAAGUAUCCGUGAAGCAGUAUUAAACCCUAAAAGAGACAUUCCAUUUCAAGGUGCAACGAUUGCAACUCGAACUCCAUCACAAUCUUUACUGUUAUCCGUAAUUAUGGCAUCGGCUAAAUUUAAAGCUCACGUGGUAACACACGAUGAACGAGAAGGUGGACUUCGUGGCUUACUUAAUUUUGGUCAUUCGAUUGGUCAUGCUAUCGAAGCUAUUUUAUCUCCGGAACUACUUCAUGGAGAAUGCGUUUCAAUUGGAAUGAUCAAGGAAGCAGAAAUCGCUAGGCAUCUUGGUUAUCUUAAUCAAGUUGCUGUUGGUAGAUUAUAUAGAGUUUUAAAUAGUUAUGGCUUACCGGUUUCAUUGGAUGAAAAGAAAGUUCUGGACUUGGUUGGCAAAAAAUUUUGUACAGUUGAUAGGUUAAUGGAAAUUAUGAAAGUUGACAAGAAGAAUCGAGGAGAUCAAAAAAAAAUUGUCAUGCUUUCAUCCAUUGGAAAUACUUAUGAGAAAAAGGCGACCGAUAUUUCGGAUUCUAUAAUUCGUAAAAUAUUGUCGCCUGAAAUAAUGGUCUUACCCAUUAAAUCCUCUCCAAAUAUUUCAUCAACUCACGUUACGAUGAAAACCCCAGGUUCAAAAUCUAUUUCAAAUAGAGCUUUAGUCCUUGCAGCAUUAGGUGACGGUACUUGUAGGCUUAAAGGUCUGCUCCAUUCGGAUGAUACCCAAGUUAUGUUGGUUGCUUUACAAAAUUUAGGGGGAGCGAGGUUUGAAUGGGAGGAUAAUGGCGAAACUUUAGUUGUAACUGGUGGUGGUGGUAAUCUUCAAAUUCCCGAUAAUGAGCUUUACCUUGGGAAUGCGGGUACAGCUUCAAGAUUUCUUACCACAGUUUGUACUUUGGUAUCAGCCGACACAGCUACCAAAACUAAAAAGCAUACCAUCUUAACCGGGAAUGCGCGUAUGAAACAACGUCCGAUCGGUCCUUUAGUUAACGCACUUCGUGCUAAUGGAUCUCAGAUUCGUUACGUCGAAAAGGAAGGAUCUCUUCCUAUUGAAAUAACUCCCUCUCAAACCAAACUCAAGGGUGGUAAAAUCGAUCUUGCUGCAUCUAUUUCAUCUCAAUACGUUUCGUCUAUUUUGUUGAGCGCGCCUUACGCUUCGGAAUCGGUUACGUUGAGAUUAACCGGAGGUCAAGUCAUCUCUCAACCGUAUAUCGAUAUGACUAUAGCAAUGAUGGAGUCAUUUGGUAUUAAAGUUGAACGACUUGAAGGUGAUGUUUAUCGUAUCCCUCAAGGGAAAUACACCAAUCCUAGCGAGUAUGUAAUCGAAUCGGACGCUAGUUCCGCUACUUAUCCUUUAGCUGUAGCCGCAAUUACCGGAAUCACAUGCACUCUUCCAAACAUUGGAUCUUCAUCUAUUCAAGGCGAUGCCGCAUUCGCUGUCAAAGUGUUAAAACCGAUGGGUUGCACCGUCACUCAAACCGAGACAAGUACUACGGUUCGAGGGCCCCUUAUCGGAUCAUUGCGUCCAUUACCUCAUAUUGAUAUGGAAACCAUGACCGACGCAUUUUUAACUGCAUCCGUCUUGGCUGCCGUCGCUAACAAUGAUAAGGGAGAAGAAUGUGUAACUCGCAUUAUUGGAAUUGCCAAUCAACGCGUAAAGGAGUGUAACCGAAUUGCGGCAAUGGUUCAUGAGUUGAGCAAGUUUGGAGUAGUCGCAUCUGAACUUCCUGAUGGUAUUCAAAUACAUGGAUCUAAAAUCCAAUCUCUCAAAAGUCCUAUAGAUGGUGUAAAAUGUUAUGAUGAUCAUCGUGUCGCUAUGAGUUUUAGCGUACUUGGAUGUGUUAUUCCAGAUGGAACGAUCAUUCGAGAAAAGAAAUGUGUGGAGAAAACGUGGCCCGGUUGGUGGGAUGAUUUAGAAACAAAACUAGGUAUUAAUCUUCUUGGAAUCGAUUUUGAAUCAUCGCAUCAUGAUUCAUCGGAACAAGCUGAUUCAUUGGCUAACAAACAUUUACAGGAUGAGAAAAAUGUCAGCAUCAUUUUUAUUGGAAUGCGUGGAGCUGGUAAGUCUACGCUCGGAAAAGCCGCCGCCAAAGCGUUAAAUCGAGAAUUCUUGGAUAUGGAUCAUCACUUUGAAUCUACGUUAUCAACUACGAUAACCGAAUUUAUUGCAAAAGAAGGAUGGGAAACUUUUCGUGCUAAAGAGACUGAAAUUUUCAAAUCAUUAUUAAAUACGCAUUCUUCAGGAUAUAUUAUAGCAUGCGGUGGAGGUAUAGUUGAAACCCCCUCGUCCCGUGACCUUUUGAAACAACAUUCAAAAAAUCACGGAAAAGUCGUUCAUAUUGUGAGAGAUAUAAAUGAUAUAAUCAGAUAUUUAAACGAAGAUGUUACGCGUCCAUCGUUUAAUGAAGAAUUAAUUGAUGUCUGGGAUAGACGCAAAUGCUGGUAUAAGGAAUAUUCUGAUUUUGAAUACGUUAGCAUCAAUACCAGCAACAUCAAUGGAAUAACUAAUGAGAAAGAUAUGACUAGAUUUUUAAAAUUUAUUGUUGGUCAAGAUACAAAUCUAAUUGAACCUUUUGAUUUUUUUGGAAGGACAAGGCGUACUUUUUUUGUUUCCUUAACAUUUCCGGAUGUGAAUCCCGCGCUACCAAAUAUCCCUACCAUUACUCACGGAGUGGACGCCAUUGAGUUAAGGGUAGAUUUACUUUCACAAAAUGGUAGCUUACCAUCUGUCGAAUAUAUAUCCCAACAAUUAGCAAUUUUGAGACGUUCUUCACCACUUCCAAUUAUUUUUACUGUAAGAUCACAAGGUCAAGGUGGAAAAUAUCCUGAUACACAAGAGAAAGAGAUGUUUUUGCUCCUUGAACAUGCCAUCAAGUGGGGAUGUGAGUAUGUAGAUGUAGAAAUCGGUUGGUCUCCUUCAUUAAUAUCAAAAUUGAUCAAGAAGAAGGGGAAUACUAAAAUCAUUGCUUCUUGGCAUGAUAUAUCUGGCACAAUGCAAUGGGAUGGCGAAGAGGUUAGACGACGACAUAGAGUCGCUCAAGAAUACGGGGACAUCAUUAAGAUAAUUGGGCGUGCGAAUUGCCUCUCUGAUAAUUUCAAAUUACAAAACUUUGUCGAGUCGCGACAUUCUGAUAAACUUAUCAUUGCAAUUAACAUGGGAGCUGAUGGACAACUUUCGCGUAUAUUGAAUCAACAUCUCACACCAGUUACACAUCCAUUAUUACCAUCAAAAGCUGCCCCUGGUCAACUUUCCGUUGCUGAAAUUCACAAAUCCCUUCAUUUAAUUGGUCAAUUACCAAAGAAAAAAUUUUAUCUUUUUGGUACGCCUAUAGCUCAUUCAAUGUCACCUACCAUUCAUAACACUGGGUUUGAAGUUUUAGGCUUACCACAUUAUUAUGAUAUUUUUGAAUCCGAAGAUGUGGCAGCUGUUAAGCCUAUUAUCGAAGAUGCCGAAUUUGGAGGUGGCUCUGUGACAAUACCCCAUAAAAUAAGUAUUAUCCCUUUCUUGGAUCAGAUCACCGAACAUUCUAAAUUAAUAGGAGCAGUGAACACAAUCCUUGUCGAUGAAAACAAAAAUGGACGUAAAUUAAUUGGAGAUAACACGGAUUGGUUAGGAAUUUUUCAUUCAAUUAAGGAUUCGAUUGAAAUUAAUUCCAAGACGACGGGUUUAAUUAUUGGUGCUGGUGGAACUUCUCGUGCGGCGUUAUAUGCUUUACAUCAAUUAGGGGUCUCUACAAUCUAUGUAUAUAAUCGUACACAAUCUAAGAUUACAGAAUUAAUCGAUAAUUUUCCUACAUUUGGAAUUGUUCCUAUAUCAUCACUUUCCGAACCGAUUCCAAUUCCACCACAAAUUAUUAUUUCUACCAUUCCCGCAACAUCUAAUUUAGAAUUCCCUAAUGAAAUUUUUAGUUUUGGUAAAGGAGGAAUAAUAGUUGAAAUGGCUUAUAAGCCAAGAAGAACCAAAUUAUUAAUUAAAGGUGAUGAAAAAGAAUGGAUAGGUAUUGAAGGGAUACAAGUUUUAAUUGAGCAAGGUGUAUGGCAGUUUAAAAAUUGGAUUGGAAAAAAAGCUCCCAAAAAUAUUAUUAGUCAAAAU
Molecule: messenger RNA, 4764 nt
Organism: Funneliformis caledonium
Lineage: Eukaryota; Fungi; Glomeromycota; Glomeromycetes; Glomerales; Glomeraceae
Source: the annotation of a GenBank genome assembly